AUGGCACAAAGGCAAGAGAAGCGGCGAACUAGGGACGCUAGAAUAAACAAAGUUGAGCGGAGAGCUUCAACGUUAAAGUUUAUUUCCCACUUACCCAGCCGCUCUGUUGGCUUAUCGGGGGAGUUUACUGGGGGGCAGGUGGGAGUCAUCCGCAUCGGCAACGUGGCUUCCGACCUGGGAAUCGUGACGGGCUCCGGAGAGGUGACAUUCAGCCUGGAAUCGGGCUCCGACUAUCUUAAGAUCGAUAACAUGACCGGGGAGCUGAGCACCACGGAGCGGCGCAUCGACCGCGAGAAGCUGCCGCAGUGCCAGAUGAUCUUCGACGAGAACGAGUGCUUCCUGGACUUCGAGGUGUCGGUCAUCGGCCCAUCGCAGAGCUGGGUGGACCUCUUCGAGGGCCGGGUCAUCAUCCUGGACAUCAACGACAACACCCCCACCUUCCCCUCCCCUGCGGACCUGGCGGAGAACAGCAGCCCCGGCACCCCCAUCCUGCAGCUGCGAGCCGCCGACCUGGACGUGGGGGUGAACGGGCAGAUCGAGUACGUCUUCGGGGCGGCCACCGAGUCCGUCAGGCGCCUGCUGAGGCUGGACGAGACCUCCGGCUGGCUCAGCGUCUUGCACCGCAUCGACCGGGAGGAGGUGAACCAGCUUCGCUUCACCGUCAUGGCCCGAGACCGGGGCCAGCCCCCCAAGACAGACAAAGCCACUGUCGUGCUGAACAUCCGUGAUGAGAAUGACAACGUGCCUACCAUCGACAUCCGGAAAAUUGGGCGCAUCCCGCUCCGGGACGGGGUGGCAAGCGUGGCUGAGGAUGUGCUGGUGGAUACCCCAAUUGCCCUGGUACAGGUGUCAGACCGGGACCAAGGUGAAAAUGGGGUGGUGACCUGCACCGUGGUGGGUGACGUGCCCUUCCAACUCAAGCCAGCCAGCGAGGGUGAAGGGGAGCCGCAGAACAAGCGCAAGUAUUUCCUCCAUACUUCAGCCCCUCUGGACUAUGAGGCUGUCCGCGACUACAACGUGGUGAUCGUGGCUGUGGACUCAGGCAGCCCCAGCUUGUCCAGCAACAAUUCCUUGCUGGUGCGGGUUGGGGACACUAACGACAACCCUCCCGUGUUCAGCCAGGCUGUGCUGGAGGUCUCCUUUCCAGAGAACAACUUGCCUGGUGAGAGGGUGGCCACAGUGGUCGCCACAGAUGCAGACAGUGGCAAGAACGCCGAGAUCACUUACUCCCUCGAGGCUUCACCCCUCUCCUCGGAGGCACCAGGUGGCAUCUUCAGCAUCGACCCCGACUCUGGGGAUGUGUCAGUGCAGGCAGUGCUGGACCGUGAGCAACGUGACACCUAUGAGUUCCAGGUGACAGCCCGGGACAAGGGGGUGCCAUCCCUGCAGGGCUCCACUACGGUGGUGGUGAGGGUGGCAGAUCGCAACGACAAUGAGCCACGCUUCAUGCAGGAUGUGUUUACUUUCUAUGUGAAGGAGAACCUGCAGCCCAAUAGCCCAGUAGGCAUGGUGACCGUGAUGGACUUCGACAAGGGCCGCAAUGCAGAGCUCAGCCUCUCCAUCCAGCCUGGUGACCACGACCAGGCAGCUGGCAUCUUCUCCAUCGAGAAUGACACUGGAACCAUUUUCUCCACUGUCUCUUUUGACCGGGAGCAACAGACCAGCUACACUUUUAAGGUGAAGGCAGUGGAUGGAGGUGAGCCACCACGCUCUGCCACGGCCACUGUGUCCCUCUUUGUGAUGGACGAGAAUGACAAUGCGCCCACAGUCACUUUCCCCAGCAACAGCUCCUACACCGUGCUGCCGCCCUCCAGCAACAUGCGCACUGUGGUGGCCACAGUGGUUGCCACUGAUGCUGACACUGGUCUCAACGCCGACCUCAACUACAGCAUCAUUGGGGGAAACCCCUUCAAACUCUUUGAGAUCGACCCGGCCAGUGGCGUGGUGUCACUGGUGGGCAAGCUGGCCCCCAAGCACUAUGGCCUGCACCGCCUCGUGGUGCAGGUGAAUGACAGUGGGCAGCCGCCCCAGUCCACCACUGCCCUGCUCCACGUCUUUGUCAAUGAGAGCCUGUCCAACGCUACUGUGGUGGAGAGCCAGGUGGCCCGCAGCCUCCACACUCCCCUGGCCCAGGACAUCGCCGGUGACCCCAGCUAUGAGCUGAGCAAGCAGCGGCUUAGCAUAGUCAUCGGCGUGGUGGCUGGCAUCAUGACCGUCAUCCUCCUCAUCCUGGUGGUGGUCAUGGCCCGCUACUGCCGCUCCAAAAGCAAACAUGGCUAUGAGGCCGGCAAGAAGGACCACGAGGAUUUCUUCACCCCACAGCAGCAUGACAAGGCCAAGAAGCCAAAGAAGGAUAAGAAAGGCAAGAAGGGCAAGCAGCCCCUCUACAGCAGCAUCGUCACCGUCGAGGCUUCCAAGCCUAAUGGGCAGCGCUAUGACAGCGUCAACGAGAAGCUUUCGGACAGCCCCGGUAUGGGGCGGUACCGCUCGGUUAACGGUGGCCCGGGCAGCCCCUGCCUGGCCAGGCACUACAAGUCGAGCUCACCGCUACCCACCGUCCAGCUGCACCCGCAGUCCCCCACCGCCGGCAAAAAGCACCAGGCCGUGCAGGACCUGCCCCCGGCCAACACUUUCGUGGGCGCCGGCGACAACAUCUCCAUCGGGUCGGACCACUGCUCCGAGUACAGCUGCCAGGCCAGCAGCAAGUACAGCAAGCAGCCAUUUCGUAGAGUGACGUUUUCUGUUGUGAGUCAGCCUCAGGACCCGCAUCAAGGGUCAUUGCAGAGUUGCUAUGACAGCGGUCUGGAGGAGUCAGAAACACCAAGCAGUAAGAGUUCAUCAGGGCCAAGACUGGGUGCCCUUCCACUCCCAGAGGACAACUACGAAAGGACUACGCCGGAUGGCAGUGUUGGUGAGGCAGAGCAUAUGGAAAAUGAUUCAAGGCCUCUACCAGAUGUAGCCCUGACAGGGAAAUGUACCCGAGAAUGUGAUGAAUAUGGCCACUCGGACUCCUGCUGGAUGCCAGUUCGCACUUCUCCUGAAAGAAAGCAGAAGAGCCAGCCAAAACUCUCCACUUUCAUGCCUGUCGAUGAACGGGGCAGUCAGGAAAAGCUGGCCAAUGGAGAAGCCUCCCUCAUGGGUGAUCGCAACAGAAACCUCCUUAACAAAAAGUUGACCUCAUCCUAUGAGACCUUCAGCACGGCUAGUUUCAGCAAAAAUGAAGAAGGCAACCCAGAGGAUAUCCCCCUUACACAGACAGGGGAAUACAAGCCAUCUCCUGUCAAUACUCUAACUAGAAGAGAAGUUUACCUGUAG
Molecule: messenger RNA, 3315 nt
Organism: Charadrius vociferus (killdeer)
Lineage: Eukaryota; Metazoa; Chordata; Aves; Charadriiformes; Charadriidae
Gene: PCDH7
Product: protocadherin 7
Exons: 5
Coding region: 1-3315 (1104 amino acids)
Biological process (GO): homophilic cell-cell adhesion
Cellular component (GO): plasma membrane
Molecular function (GO): calcium ion binding
Source: RefSeq, a predicted model, not a curated record